This is a messenger RNA of Carassius carassius (crucian carp), 420 nucleotides long. It is a transcript of the gene ccni2, whose product is annotated as cyclin I family, member 2. The coding region runs from base 50 to 394 and encodes 114 amino acids. The record is from RefSeq and is a predicted model, not a curated record. The transcript has 3 exons. Lineage: Eukaryota; Metazoa; Chordata; Actinopteri; Cypriniformes; Cyprinidae.
UUUUGUCAGGCAAUACUUCCAUUGGAAAGGAAUAGUUUCCAAAACAGCCAUGAAACCUCCAGGAGAUGAAGAGAAUCAGCGGCUGGGCACACUGCUGCUCAACACCCUUGCAAGAGAAAUGCGUCUCUGGAGGGCCCCAGUCCUUAAGAACGGUUGCAUUCAGGGUUCAGACAUCAGCCCGUCUCAGUACCACGAGACGAUCGCGUGGCUGCAUGAAAUGAGCGGCCUUUUCCAGUUUUCCUCCGAGACGUUUGCUUUGGGAGUCUGUGUUCUGAACAGCCUGCUUGCAGCAGUCAAAACUCAGCUGAAAUAUCUCAAAUGCAUGGCCAUCACCUCUCUGAUCCUCGCUGCAAAGAUCAACGAGGAAGACGAGGCAAGAUAUACCCAAGUGUAACAACAACAGAGACUCCCCACACAGUG